This is a messenger RNA of Funneliformis caledonium, 2279 nucleotides long. Lineage: Eukaryota; Fungi; Glomeromycota; Glomeromycetes; Glomerales; Glomeraceae. The record is from the annotation of a GenBank genome assembly.
ACUCCAAAUCUUCCUUUAAAUUUAAACACUUUACGACUACCUCCUCCAUACCCGGUAAACCCGACUUUCCAGUCAAUUUCACCACCUCCCACUUUUUCAAACUCCUCUUGUUCACCAAUUGGUUUUGGUUAUAACUAUGCUAUUAAUAAACAAAGUUUUCCGACAGUUGGUUUUAAUAACGUUACGAAUGUCACUCCUUUAUCACAAACAAACACAAGUUCUUUAACCUCCAUUUCAGUAACGACCACGCCAACUACUUCUCAUUCACUUAUAAAUAAUAACUUGUCAUUAUCAAAUACUCCUUCCGCAAAUUUUAAUACAAGACCCACAGUUAACCACUCUACGCCUACGUCAAGUGCCAAUUGUGUGGAAGCUGAAGAAAUAACUCCGACUAUAAAUAAAAAUGGCCACCACAGUUUACAAAGUAAUAACAACAGUAAUAAUACCGGCACAGCUAACAGCGUUACUACUGUUCGUAAAACGUCUAUUCCUUCCGGCGAGUCUGACGGAAUGCAAAUAAAGGACCAACCUAAUAGUAUCGUGGAGUAUUCUACAAAUUCAGUCCAAGAAGUCGAGUAUGUAGAAUAUGGUCCUUCAUGCCCUACUACUCCCAAACAUGAGACUAUGGAGGUAGACGACGACGACGAAGGAACCCACUUUGUUUCUGGUUUAGACCAGCUAGCUAGUACAGCUCUCAAUGAACUUCAAAAUAUGAGAAGAAAAGAACUGGAAACGAGUGAAGUCGAAUCAGUUGAAGAAAAUGUUCCUUCCCAAGAAGAACAGGAUUCUCUUCCAGCUUCUCCGUUCGUCGAACAUUCCUUCUCACCGAUGAAGACACUUGUAUCACCGCCAUCAUACGAAAGUACUACGGGAAGUACACCUGCGCCCCCUCAAACAGAUUCAGAAUUUCCGCAGUAUGAAUAUGAAGAAACGUCUGGUGAAACUACUGAGACUGAUAGCGAUGGAAGUAGCUCAAGGGAAGCAACUACUUCUAAUAAAGCUGCUUCUAAACGUGUUGUUAAGAAAAGUAAAAGCAAGAAAUAUUUAACGAAGGCUAAAGGUAAAGAAAAGAAGGAUCGACAAACCAAAAAUCGUAAAUAUAAAAUAAAACGGGAAGAUCCUGAAACAGUAUCAUCUGAUGAUGAUAAACCACGAAAACGUAAUCCUUCAAUCAACCGACCGAGAAUACCUCCAUUAAAGAGGAAAGCUACUUCCCAGUCUGUCCACAGUAGUAGUAAAAAUAAGAGACUUAAAAAAGCUUCGUCAUCUCCACAUUUUCGUUCAAGAACUACUUCCAAUAAUUCAAGCGUCAAUAAUUCUCCACGCUUGCAACCUCAGGCCGAAAUAACUACAGUUGAUGAUAUGGUUAUUGUAGUUGCAAAAAAGGUGCAACACUACUGUAUAUGUAGAUCAACUGAUGGUGAAUCAUUUAUGAUUGAGUGUGACAACUGUGAUGAAUGGUUUCAUGGUGACUGUGUCAACAUUUCACGGGAGGAAUCACAGAUGGUUGAUAAAUAUUAUUGUCCGAAUUGCACAGAUUUGGGACAUAAAACAUCAUGGAAACCUGAAAAGUGUAAAUACCCGCCUUGCAAAAAACCUGCAAGGUUUGUAAAAACUAAAUUCUGUUCAAUUAAGUGUGGGUUAUCAUGGAACCGCGAACUUUUGAAAAAGGAAGAAAGACUUGCAAAAAUGGGCAAGUUAUUAAAACAAAAGGUUAAGGACAAUAAAGAUAGAAAAGGUCGCGUAAAACGAAAUGUAACAAAUCGCGCCGGACAUUUAGAAGAUAGUGAACAUUUGAAAAAGAUUUCCAGACGGAAAGAUUCAAUAAAAAGAGAACUAGAAAUAAUCGACAAACGUAAUAAAAUAACAAUAAAAGGUUCAGAGAAGUCACAAAGUGAUAGUGAACCAGAUGACAGCAACCGAUCAUCUCAAGAUGUGCCCUGCGAAUUUGAUAAACAAUCCGAAAGUGAUGUUAAUAUUCGCAAUGGACAAAUCUGUGGAUACAAUCCGCGCUUAGAUUGGGUGGAUAAUGACGUUAAAGAAAAAGUUGGUGCUGUUGAAGAAGUUUGUUCUGCACCAAGGGGAAAAUGUAAAAAGCACGGUAGUUGGCAAAAACGUCGAAUUACUCAGAUAGACUUGAUGAAAGCGAGCAAAAUUGAAAGGCUUGAAGAUCUUUCCGAGAAACAAAAACUUAUCAAGGCACGCAUGAAGAAGCGAACUGAUAUGCACGAUGCUUUCACAAACCAAACCAUCGAUCAUACAGCAAACAGAAAGAAUAA